GGGUGGGGGACGAGCUGUCGGGAUCACGCCACGACGGUGGGACGGCGCGCGUUCCCCGGGAACGGGCAGCGGGGAGAAGUUCGCCCUCGCGCUCGUCUCCCCGGCAAGAGCGGCCCCGUAACAAUUCCGCCGCCCGGGCGGCAGCACGGCAACGGCCACGCCGCCGGCCGGCGCCGCGUUGCGUGCUGGAGCUUGUAGUUCCGCCGAGGAGUCCUGAAAGGUUAAGCACCACCGCCAACAAAGGGACGUAAUCCCCCCUCCGCCCCGAACGGUUGUAUAUCCCACAGAAAACCACACUUUAUUCUUUACUGCGUAUUUUCCGUUUUAAUGAGCUACUUUUUAAGGCGCAGCCCUACGCCGCUCGUUCCGCGGGGGGAGGCGGUGAGCUCCGCGCAGCUGCCAGGACCUGCUCUGUCCCGUCAUCCCCCGCGCCAAGAUGUCGGCGGCUAUCGCCGCGCUCGCCUCCUACGGCGGCUCCGACUCAGAGCCCGACUCGGAACCCGAGGCUGAGGGCGGCUCCCAGCACGACGCCGUGCUCGCCAGCCGCGACGCCGUGCUGCACCUCCGGGCGCCGCCCGCAGCGACCCCGGCUUUGGCCGUCGACGCGGCCCCGGAAGUAGCCGUAAAGGAAGAUGUGGAAACAGGAGUCCACCUUGAUCCUGCUAUCAAGGAAGUUCAAUACAAUCCCACUUAUGAUACCAUGUUUGCACCUGAGUUUGGACCAGAAAACCCAUUUAGGACUCAACAAAUGGCUGCACCUAGAAAUAUGCUUUCUGGAUAUGCCGAACCAGCUCACAUCAAUGAUUUUAUGUUUGAACAACAAAGAAGAACAUUUGCAACCUAUGGUUAUGCAUUAGAUCCUUCUAUAGAUAACCCUGAAGUUGCUACCAAAUAUAUUGGUUCUGUAGAAGAAGCUGAAAAAAACCAAGGUUUAACAGUGUUUGAAACAGGACAAAGGAAAAUUGAAAAAAGGAAGAAAUUCAAGGAGAAUGAUGCAUCUAAUAUUGAUGGUUUUCUGGGACCAUGGGCAAAGUAUAUUGAUGAAAAAGAAGUAGCCAAACCAUCAGAAGAAGAACAGAAAGAGUUGGAUGAAAUAACAGCUAAGAGGCAGAAGAGAGGAAAACUAGAAGAUGAUAAACCUGGAGAGGAGAAGACUAUAUUACAUGUUAAGGAAAUGUAUGACUAUCAGGGGAGAUCGUAUCUUCAUGUCCCUCAAGAUGUUGGAGUUAACCUCCGUUCUACAGUGCCACCUGAGAAGUGCUAUCUUCCAAAGAAACAAAUCCAUGUGUGGUCUGGACAUACAAAGGGUGUCAGUGCAGUUAGAUUGUUUCCUCUAUCUGGGCAUAUACUGUUGUCUUGCUCUAUGGAUUGCAAAAUUAAGCUAUGGGAAGUAUAUGGUGAUCGAAGAUGUCUACGAACAUUCAUUGGACAUAGUAAAGCUGUUCGAGACAUCUGUUUUAAUAAUGCUGGCACUCGAUUUCUUAGUGCUGCAUAUGACCGCUAUCUUAAACUCUGGGACACUGAAACAGGGCAAUGUAUUUCAAGAUUUACAAACAGGAAGGUUCCUUAUUGUGUCAAGUUCAAUCCUGACGAAGAUAAACAAAAUCUCUUUGUUGCAGGAAUGUCAGAUAAGAAGAUUGUGCAGUGGGAUAUUCGAAGUGGUGAGAUUGUGCAGGAAUAUGAUAGGCAUUUGGGAGCUGUCAACACCAUUGUGUUUGUGGAUGAAAAUAGAAGGUUUGUGAGUACAUCCGAUGACAAGAGUUUAAGAGUCUGGGAAUGGGACAUUCCUGUAGACUUCAAGUACAUAGCUGAGCCAAGUAUGCAUUCGAUGCCAGCCGUGACUUUGUCUCCAAAUGGGAAAUGGUUGGCUUGCCAGUCGAUGGAUAACCAAAUUCUGAUUUUUGGAGCUCAGAACAGAUUCAGAUUAAACAAAAAGAAAAUUUUCAAAGGUCACAUGGUAGCUGGCUACGCUUGUCAAGUGGAUUUUUCACCUGACAUGAGCUACGUGAUAUCUGGAGAUGCAGAUGGAAAACUUAACAUCUGGGACUGGAAGACAACAAAACUCUACAGCAGAUUAAAAGCACAUGAUAAAGUCUGUAUCGGUGCAGUGUGGCAUCCACACGAAACAUCAAAAGUCAUUACAUGCGGCUGGGAUGGUCUUAUUAAACUGUGGGACUAAAGAGGCUGCUGCGGAGAUCUGAAGAUUUAAGUCCUGCAUACAUCUGAGAUUAGAGUGAAUUCUGCUGCAAGGAUGGGUAGGCAUUUGUAAUACUGCAGUUCUCAACUAGCUGUACAUGUGCACCAAAAAAUGGGAAAUCUUCAGAAGACACAGCUGAAAGGCUGUAGUUCUAAAUACGACCUCUGGGUAUGAGAAGCUGAGGUCAUCUGGAGCAUGCAGAAUCACGUGCUAGUGUGUCAUGUCACUGUUUGUGCAAAACACUUUUGUAAAAUAAAAUAAUUUUAAGAAAAA
Tyto alba (common barn owl) is the source of this 2470-nucleotide messenger RNA. RefSeq names its product cell division cycle 40 (gene CDC40). Gene Ontology annotation, biological process: mRNA splicing, via spliceosome. The coding region runs from base 437 to 2179 and encodes 580 amino acids. NCBI's taxonomy places the organism in Eukaryota, Metazoa, Chordata, Aves, Strigiformes, Tytonidae. The transcript has 15 exons. Gene Ontology annotation, cellular component: catalytic step 2 spliceosome. Gene Ontology annotation, molecular function: protein binding; mRNA binding. The record is from RefSeq and is a predicted model, not a curated record.